Messenger RNA from Candida albicans SC5314, 846 nucleotides. Its product is annotated as Golgi transport complex subunit. Bases 1 to 846 code for a protein of 281 amino acids. Lineage: Eukaryota; Fungi; Ascomycota; Pichiomycetes; Serinales; Debaryomycetaceae. The transcript has a single exon. The record is from RefSeq and is a predicted model, not a curated record.
AUGAGUCAAGAAUUUGAUAUAUUGAAUGGAACUGAUGAAUUCCCCUAUCCCACAUCAAUCAUACAAACAGAUUUCAAAAAUUUCGAUUCUGAUAGUCAUGAAAUCGAUUUAUUUUUAUAUAAAAAUUAUCGAUUUAGUUCGAUUGAUUCUAUAAUCAAAGAAUUAACUGAAUUAUCGACCAAUUUAAAUCAAAAUUUAUUGGAUUUAGUCAAUGAUGAUUAUCAUGAUUUUAUUGAUUUAGGUAAAUCAAUUAAUGAUGGGUUAGAUUUAAUUAAUGCCAUAGUUGAAGAUUUGAAAAAUUUUGAAAUUGAAUUAGUCAAUUAUUAUAAAAAAUUUCUGGAUUUAGAUAAUCGUUUAUAUCAAAUUUUACAAAAUCGGAAAUUUUUAAAUAAUUUGAAAACUUGUAUCAAAUUGAAUUUAAUACUUCAUGAUCAAAUCACUGAAUUUGAUAAUUGUAUGAAUAAUCAAAUACAGGAAGAGAAUAAUAUCCAAGGUUUGAAUCAAUUGAAAACUUUGACUAGUUUAUAUUUAUCAAUUAAUAAUAUUGAAAUUUUCUUGAAUAAGUUCAUACAAUUAGGUAAUAUUGAUGAUGUUAAUAAUAGUAUCGACAAUAACGAUAACGAUAACAACAAUGGAAAUCACAGAGUGAAUUCUCCUUUCCAUGACAAUUAUAUAAAUAAUAAAAUCGCAUCGAUAAAACUAGAGUUUAAGAGUUAUUUGGAUCAAUUAAUUAGAAAGGAAUUGCAAAAGAAGACAAGAAAUUCACAAAUAAUGAUUGAAUUAUUAAACAUUUAUAAACUAAUAGGUGAAGAAAAGAGUGUAAUGAGUAUAAUAAGUAGUAAAUAA